CUGUCUGACGUCCACGUCUGUCAUUUCAUUCAUUUACAAAUAAAAAUCGGUGAAAAUCCUCAAUUUUUCAUUUACCGAAAGAAAAAUACUUUCAAUUAUCGCAAUUUAAAUAUGGAUUUCUUCACCUCCAUUCCAACGCACAUUGACUACGUCGGACAAGCAAAAGCAGAAAAGUUGUAUAGGGCUAUUAUCACAUUAUUUAGCAUCGUUGGUUUCAUUUGGGGCUACAUCGUGCAGCAGUUUUCCCAGUCUGUUUACAUUUUGGGAGCUGGAUUUAUACUGGCUGCUAUCCUAACCUUACCACCGUGGCCCAUGUAUCGCAGAAAUCCUCUGAACUGGCAAAACCCAAGGAACCCAGAAGAGAAAACAUCCAGCAAAAAGAAGAAAUAGAUUUGUGCAUUUAUGACGUGGCGAUAUCUCAUUUACUUGUAAAAAAAUAAACAGAUUUUAAGGUAAAA
Molecule: messenger RNA, 458 nt
Organism: Maniola jurtina (meadow brown)
Lineage: Eukaryota; Metazoa; Arthropoda; Insecta; Lepidoptera; Nymphalidae
Gene: Spase12
Product: signal peptidase complex subunit 1
Exons: 1
Coding region: 112-390 (92 amino acids)
Biological process (GO): protein targeting to ER
Cellular component (GO): signal peptidase complex; endoplasmic reticulum membrane
Source: RefSeq, a predicted model, not a curated record